ACUUUCACGUUGUUGUUAUUCAAUUUUCUUAUUGGCUUCCUUUUGAAAGAUUUUCCAACACCGUUCGCUUACGCAUAAACGACCUUCGCACAGUGUUUGCUGUGUCACCGGGCGGUCAAAGUUGCGCUUCCAUUUUCGUAAUUUGCAAAGUCGUCGUCUAAUUAAGCGACUUGGCCAUAAAAUUCGUUGGUAUUUAUCGCCAUGCUGAAUCUGAACUUAAUUGGCAGGUGUUUGCUCUCAAAUAUGUUACUUGACCAGGCAGCGCUUGGAGUGUAAAUUGCGUUUGGGAUCGGAUUUGGAACCGGUUGCGACUUGGAGUCAACUGUCAAGAUUUAUCCAGAAACUACGUAAACUUGAUUAGAAAAUGUAGCAAAAUUUGUAAAAUGUAUCUGUCGAGCCCAGGUUUUCAAAAUCAGCUGCAGCUAAAAUAUGGAGGGUUCAGAACCCAACGAUGGGCCAAGCGGCAGCAAACCGAGGAGGGGGUCAAAGGCGGAGCAGCCCGACGAGGAUCAACAGCAAAGCGACGAGGAUAUCACUGUAGAAGUCAUCCAGGUGACCGAUCCUUCCCGGCCAUUAAUGGUAACCAGAGGCAACAAUACGGACCCAAAGCCGCGCUCAUCAAUGAAAAAGGAAAAAACGUUGCGAAUAGAGGUUCUGGGGCCAGCAACCAGCUCGGAAACUACGUUGAAUGUCCCAAAGCAGGAGACACCAAGCCACCACGAAAGAGUGCUGCGAAAGGAGCCUCCGGAGCCAAAAAUCGAGAACUCGUUGGAUCUGGACGACACCAGUCGAAUCAAAUUGUUUGGACAAAAGAAACUCAGCUCCGAGAGCGAUGGGGGUAGCAGCCACAUGGAUAAUAGACUAUCCGCGGAUAACACUGAGGACAAUUCAACAGACUCAUUUGGCAUCCAGACGCGGGAGGGCGUCAUCGAAGGGUCUGUGUGUCUUACGUCUUCCAGCUGACUGGCUUUCUAGUCACCGGCGUCUCAAUGUUAUUGCUGAUCAUGAUCUCCUGGUUCCUAAUCUCUCAGAUCGACUUUUUCAUGCACUGCUUGAAAACGGUGUCGGUGGUAUUGCAUCAGGCGGUUGGCAGCAUAAAUAUA
Molecule: messenger RNA, 1103 nt
Organism: Drosophila montana
Lineage: Eukaryota; Metazoa; Arthropoda; Insecta; Diptera; Drosophilidae
Exons: 2
Coding region: 430-963 (177 amino acids)
Source: RefSeq, a predicted model, not a curated record